Messenger RNA from Mytilus californianus (California mussel), 1419 nucleotides. RefSeq names its product putative protein TPRXL. Bases 1 to 1419 code for a protein of 472 amino acids. The record is from RefSeq and is a predicted model, not a curated record. The transcript is spliced from 2 exons. NCBI's taxonomy places the organism in Eukaryota, Metazoa, Mollusca, Bivalvia, Mytilida, Mytilidae.
AUGCCUACUCUAGAAGAUAUAACCAAAGAUGCUCGUAAUUCAAUAGCAUUAGAAGACAUUAAAGAGCGUCUGCAGAAUCUAAAAAAGUAUUAUGAGCGUCUUCGUCUGGAAAAACAGUCAAAUACCAAUGAAAUACAGGCUGAGUCGAACACAAUUAUUGAGCAUGUUAAGUCCACCCGACUUAAAUUGAAUCAAUAUUUAGACUGUUUAGAAAAAGAAGUUCUUCAGAAGGAGAAAAAUGAAAAGAAGAAGACGAACAUUCUUGCAACCACUGCUCCACCUAAGUCUGUCAGUAGUACCAGCAGUGUAAAAUCAGCAAAGUACCUUGCAUCAGAAGAGGUGAUGAAGCAAGUCAUGAGCUUUACAUCAAGUUCAGAAGAAAUGUCUCCUGGGAACUCACCACCUAAACAAAGCUUAUCAUCUCAUAUUCAACCAACACCAUCUUCAUAUCCAGUUUCUUCUCAUUCAACAAGUCAUAACCAGUCAACUCCGUCUGAUAUUCAGCCAGCCAUUCUGUUGAAAACUCAUUGUCAGUCCGCUAUAUCUCCUGAGUCAGUAUUAUCUACAGAAGCUAAUUGUGAUAUAUUGUCAUUGUCACCUCCUCCGUCAGUACUUUCUACUCAACCAACUUCAUCUCAACAGUCACCACAUUCAUCAGUUCAAGCCGUAUUGUCACCCCCUCCGUCAGUACCAUCUACUCAACCAACUUCAACUCAACAGUCACCAUAUUCAUCAGUUCGAGCCGUAUUGUCACCUCCUCCGUCAGUACUUUCUACUCAACCAGCUUCAACUCAACAGUCACAACAUUCAUCAGUUCAAGCAGUAUCUCAGUCAUCUUUUCAGUCAGCGACACCUUGUAAUUAUGUUUCUACUAAAUCUACUCAUUCAGCACUGUAUAACCAGCCAUCUAUUCAGCCUGAUAUUCAACAACCACUGACCAACUCAAUAUCUGACAUACAGUCUACAUUUCACAGUCAGUCAACUACAUUCCAUUCUCCAGGAUCUACACAGUCACCAACAUUCUCUACUCAGCAGAUAUUUGUAGCAGAACCAUUUGUACCAAUGGUAUCUUCAGCUUCAGAGAAUUCUACUCCAUUAUCCAUGUCAUCUGCAAGACAAGGAACAAGUUUCACAGAUGAUCCAACUGAUUCUUCGGACAUUCUAUCUAACAGCAAUUUUCAGCAUAUAAUAUCAAGCCCAGAAUCAGCACGUCUUCUACAGAGUAUUAUGAAGGACAACAUAAAUACAACACCAUCCUGCCAAAUGGUACACCACUGCAGUUACCUUGACAGAAUUGAGAAGACAAUGAAUGAAGUUCUCAGAGUAUUGAUAUCAAUUCAGUCUCUCAAUCCUGUACAAAUUCAGGUCGUUGACGUAGUGACAAGUAACACAGAUUCUAUCCAUCAAGUCAUUCCUUAA